CGAGUUAAAUAUUCAGAUCUUGGUAGUUCUUUAAAGCGUGGAAUUUUGUCAAUUGCAGUAAAAUCAUCUAAACAUACGUUUGAUUAUUUUGGACUUUCGACGAGGAUACAAACUCUUAACCCAUUAAACCCGCAGGUCAUUCCAUCACAAUUCACUACUACUUUUGAAAUAUAUAAUCAAUCAUCUACUUUAAUUACUUAUAAGGAAUCAGAUAAAGCUUCCCAAUUCAAGGUUCUCACCUUCUUUACCUCACUUGGUGGAGCAAAUGCUUUCCUUGUAACCUUAUAUAUGUUCUUGUUUGGUAAAAAGGCUCCAGGCAUGCUACCAUUCCUCAUCUAUCCAUUUUUGUGUUGUCCAGGACCGGCACGUUUUAUACAUGAUAAAUUCAUAGCUCCAAAGAAAGUAAAGGACUUGGAGAAAAGUGCUAGCUAA
Messenger RNA from Dentiscutata heterogama, 432 nucleotides. The record is from the annotation of a GenBank genome assembly. Lineage: Eukaryota; Fungi; Glomeromycota; Glomeromycetes; Diversisporales; Gigasporaceae.